AUGCCAAGCCAACAGAAGAAAGUCAUUUUCUGCACGGCUGGGACCUUAAGCUUUCUGUGUGCCCUCGGAGUCGUUGCAGCCCUGGGGACACCUCUGUGGAUCGAAGCCACCUUUCUCUGCACAACUGGGGCUCAGCUCGUCAACGCCUCAGGGCAGGAGCUGGGCAAGUUCAUGGGGGAAAUUCAGUACGGGCUUUUCCAUGGACAGGGCGUGAGGCAGUGUGGCCUGGGAAAAAGGCCCUUUCGGUUCUCAUUUUUCCCAGAUUUGCUCAAAGCUAUCCCAGUCAGUAUUCACGUCAAUGUCAUCCUCUUCUCCACGAUCCUUAUCGUUUUAACCCUGGUGGGGACAGCCUUCUUCAUGUACAAUGCUUUUGGUAAGCCCUUUGAAACUCUGCAUGGUCCACUGGGGUUGUAUCUCUUGAGCUUCAUUUCAGCCAAGCUCUGGGUGAGGCCAGCAACGGUGCAUCAAAGCUAUGGCUCCUGUGGCUGUCUUGUCAUGAUAUUGUUUGCUUCUGAAGUGAAAAUCCACCACCUCUCAGAAAAAAUUGCAAAUUAUAAGGAGGGGACUUACGCCUACAAAACACAAAGUGAAAAAUAUACCACCUCCUUCUGGGUGGUUUUCAUUUGCUUUUUUGUUCAUUUUCUGAAUGGGCUUCUAAUACGACUUGCUGGAUUUCAGUUCCCUUUUGCGAAAUCUAAAGACACGGAAACAACUAAUGUAGCCUCAGACCUAAUGUACUGA
Dama dama (fallow deer) is the source of this 741-nucleotide messenger RNA. RefSeq names its product clarin 1 (gene CLRN1). Gene Ontology annotation, biological process: sensory perception of sound; equilibrioception. The record is from RefSeq and is a predicted model, not a curated record. Bases 1 to 741 code for a protein of 246 amino acids. The transcript has 5 exons. NCBI's taxonomy places the organism in Eukaryota, Metazoa, Chordata, Mammalia, Artiodactyla, Cervidae.